Parnassius mnemosyne (clouded apollo) is the source of this 234-nucleotide messenger RNA. NCBI's taxonomy places the organism in Eukaryota, Metazoa, Arthropoda, Insecta, Lepidoptera, Papilionidae. The record is from the annotation of a GenBank genome assembly.
AUGUUGAUUAAAGUUAAGACUCUUACAGGGAAAGAAAUUGAAAUAGAUAUAGAGCCUACAGAUAAAGUUGAAAGGAUCAAAGAAAGAGUUGAAGAAAAAGAAGGCAUUCCACCACAACAACAGCGGCUAAUUUUUUCGGGAAAACAAAUGAACGACGAAAAAACAGCGCAAGAUUACAAAGUGCAAGGCGGAUCAGUUCUUCAUCUGGUGUUAGCGCUGCGAGGGGGAAAGUGA